AUGGGUAGACCUAACAAAAGACAAAUUCAAAUCACAAAACCAGCCCAAGAUAAAAAAGAAGAAGCAGUGAUCCAACAUGUAGAUAAUACCAGUGACGUUGGAAGGAAUGAAGAUCCUAACAAAAGACAAAUUCAAAUCAUAAAACCAGCCCAAGAUAAAAAAGAAGAAGCAGUGAUCCAACAUAUAUUUAAUCCUGUCUUUAACAAUAACAAAAGUUUUGAAAUAAUCAUUGAAAAAUCAAAUGAGUUAGACGACCUUGUAAAAACAUACAAACUAUUUAUGGGUGGAGAAAUUAGUGAAGAAGAGUAUAAAAUAAAAAAAGAAAAAUUUGCUAAAGCUUCCGGUAGAAAUGUAAACGAAAUUAAUGAUCAGCCAGCAGAUGAUGAUGGUAUCAAUCUUGAAGAUGACUGGAAAAAAGCAAUAAAUUCCGUUGAACAAGCUCUUGAAACCCCAAUUUAA
This is a messenger RNA of Entrophospora candida, 459 nucleotides long. The record is from the annotation of a GenBank genome assembly. NCBI's taxonomy places the organism in Eukaryota, Fungi, Glomeromycota, Glomeromycetes, Entrophosporales, Entrophosporaceae.